This is a messenger RNA of Colius striatus (speckled mousebird), 2923 nucleotides long. RefSeq names its product GTP cyclohydrolase 1 (gene GCH1). Gene Ontology annotation, biological process: tetrahydrobiopterin biosynthetic process; tetrahydrofolate biosynthetic process. Lineage: Eukaryota; Metazoa; Chordata; Aves; Coliiformes; Coliidae. The record is from RefSeq and is a predicted model, not a curated record. Gene Ontology annotation, cellular component: cytoplasm. The transcript has 6 exons. Gene Ontology annotation, molecular function: GTP binding; zinc ion binding; GTP cyclohydrolase I activity. Bases 1 to 723 code for a protein of 240 amino acids.
AUGGACGCGGCCCGCAGCUGUAACGGCCACGCGCGGCAGCAGCGGCCGCCGCUGCCGCCGCCUCCCUCCGCGUCCCCGGCCGUGGGCGCGGCCGAGAAGCCGCACGUCCCCCUGGGCGGCGAAGGCUGGUGGGGCGAGCGGCCCCGCAGCGAGGAGGACAACGAGCUGAGCCUGCCCAGCCUGGCGUCCGCCUACACCACCAUCCUGCGCUCGCUGGGCGAGGACCCCGAGCGGCAGGGGCUGCUGAAGACGCCCUGGAGGGCGGCCACCGCCAUGCAGUUCUUCACCAAGGGCUACCAGGAGACCAUCGCGGAUGUUCUGAAUGACGCCAUCUUUGAUGAAGAUCAUGAUGAGAUGGUAAUUGUGAAGGACAUAGACAUGUUCUCAUUGUGUGAACAUCACCUCGUUCCGUUUGUUGGAAAGGUACAUAUUGGCUAUCUUCCUAAUAAACAAGUCCUUGGCCUCAGCAAGCUUGCUAGGAUUGUGGAAAUAUACAGUAGAAGAUUACAAGUCCAGGAGCGCCUUACCAAACAAAUCGCAAUAGCCAUCACGGAGGCCUUACAGCCCGCUGGAGUCGGGGUGGUCGUUGAGGCCACGCAUAUGUGCAUGGUCAUGCGUGGGGUACAGAAAAUGAACAGUAAAACAGUGACCAGUACAAUGCUGGGGGUGUUCCGGGAAGAUCCCAAGACCCGGGAGGAAUUCCUGACCCUCAUCAGGAGCUGAAACUGUUGUUGUUCUCUAAAAGCACUCUGGAGAUUGUUCUGUCCGGUGUCACUGUCUGUUCUUACUUGUUCCUGACUUUUAAAUUGCUGUGUUGUCGUAGUUUUUGUGCAGUAAAGGACUCCUGAUGGCAAAUGGAAAAUGUAAACCAUGAGGUGGGCUCCUCCUGGGCUUCCACUGGUGCUGACAUCACAGAAUUGCAUGCUCUGAAUAGAGGCUGGGAAUGUUUUUUACCAUUCACAAUGCAGAAUGUCUUGCUGUUAGAGGAGAAAAGUGAGGCAGGGGAGUGAAAUGGAUAUUUCUGAAGUAGUUGUGUGGAUUAGAAUAAAUACAGAGGAAGCUACUGGAAGGCUGUGGAUCCUGGCAGGACCACUUCUGCUGCAAUUACUGUAACUGCUGAAAAGGAUGGUCCUGAAUGAUCUCUGACUGUAUUUUAUUGAGUCAUGCAGUGGCUGUUUCAAUAUCUGGAUGUGUAUGUUAUACCUCUUUGAGGUGUUACCUCUGGUGGUGUUUUAUAUUCUUGCUAGUAUUUAACCCUCCUUUUUCUUCUGUGUGUGUGUGUGUGUUUUGGGAAAUCUGAACCACACUUUUCCUAGCCUCUUGACACGCAGGGAGUGAACCUCUAAAUUAUUUUGGGGCACAGUCUUAUCUCAAUAUAAAGGGUUUUAUGCACCUUCUUCUCUGUGCCUCAGGAUGUCUGACUGCUUUAACUGUCAGUUUCUUACUAUUUUUAAGCAAACUUUAACAGAGGGGAGGAAAAAAAAAAACCCAGAGUCUGUCUGCAAAGUGCUAAGAUUAUCCAAAGAGGUUUUUAAUGACAUUUAUGUCUUUGAGCUUUCCUUCUUGUGGGUUGGAGAAGGUAAAUCUAAGUCUGAUAAUCUGAAAAUGAAGAGUUUUUUUUGAGUAUGUCACGAGUUAGAUCUCAUAAAUGCUGGACCUAAGGUGAGCACUGAAAUCAUGUUGUACCUCACCUGCCCGACAGCAGGUCAUUCCAGGACAAAGUAACCUGAAAUGACAACAACUUAUUGCAUAAGAGCAAUUGAGAAAAGCAUUUCCAGGGCCAUCACAAUCAAUUAAACCUCAUUUUUCUCUGUAUGUGGCAACAUCUGUAUGUGGCAGUAUUGUUCAAAGCUUCAGUCAGCUGGGCUUGGCUGAACUUCUGCUUUGUUACCAUUUUAAUGGGUGUUUUGUAACUGAGUUGGGAAAACAUGAGGCACAAAUGCAAACCACCCUUCUCAAACCAAGCACAGGAGGCAAAACUUAAACCUCACCAUGCGGGAUGCUCACAGUGCAGGUUCCCAUAGCUCUGUCUGCUUUGUUGAAUAUGAACCCAAGAUGUUCUGUGUGACAACCUAAAGGCAGUUCCUGGUCUCAGGAACUCAAGCCCCAUCUCACCAGCAUUCCUGUCCUUUGCUUCAACCAGCCUUGGAAAUGAAGUGAGGAUUAUGUCCAGUCCAGUUUUCAUUGGGCCUAAAGAAUUUUCAAGGACAACCUGAUGGUGUUUAAUUACACUUAAUUUCACCUUGCCGACUUUCACAGCAUUAUUGGAAAUAUCUUUUACAGUCUCCUCUCUCCUGGGUUCUGUGGAGUUAGGUGCUCUAGCAGUGUUUGGCAGCUUGAACAAGCUGGGUGUUGCACAUUUAUGAAGUACACUAGCACUAUGGCCUUUGCUUUCCUAAAACAACUGAGAGCAGACUUUGCCACUUCAGUAUUGUCACUUGGUUUCAGUGUAUGGUUCACAUAUCCCUCUGAAGAGCCUUAAAUCUUUCUUGCCUGAAGUUCAGAGUAAAGCUCUUUUUUAGCUCAGCAACUGGAAGGGGAAUCUGAGGACCAAAGGGGCAUAAACGAGUGUGUUUGUUUUUUGUUGCUUGCUUUGGUUUGGAAAUGAAGUUGCUGUAACCCAGUCUUUUGUUCCUGAGGUAAAGAAAAGGUUGUGUUUGAACCACUUAUCUCUCUUCAGGAUAAAGUUCAUGUUGCACCACUGCUGUUUUUUAUUUCCCUGUGACCUGUAGUCCUUAAAGCAUACCUCUCUCUACUUGUGGCCUUGGAUUUUGUUCACAUCUUUGUUGUUGUAAAGCUUGGUGCAUAUUUUGGAACAUUAGUAUUGUUCAUAUACACAAGCUUGAACUACACCUUGUGUGUAGCUAUAUAGCAUGUACAGCCCACUGUUGUACCAUGUGAGUCUGGUGUCUCUGAAACAUUA